Cydia amplana is the source of this 1237-nucleotide messenger RNA. RefSeq lists its product as uncharacterized. The coding region runs from base 270 to 1214 and encodes 314 amino acids. NCBI's taxonomy places the organism in Eukaryota, Metazoa, Arthropoda, Insecta, Lepidoptera, Tortricidae. The transcript has a single exon. The record is from RefSeq and is a predicted model, not a curated record.
ACCGCUAAUUCUUAUGUGACUAACAACACUACAAGCCAUUUCCAUUGAUUGAUUUCUACUGACCCAACUAUCAAAUACAUACUUGACCCUGAAUUUUACCCAAUAUCUGGGGGUAACAUCAAGUUGUCACAUUUGGAUAUUAAUACUAAAAUGUUCAUCAUUCAUCAAUCAUUAAAUCCGUUUGUGACCACUUCCAAAAGAACAACUAAACAAAGGGCACUGACAUAAUGCUAACACCUCAUGAAACAUUCACAUAUUGACGAAAGUAAAUGUUACUGCAGCGCCUCAUUGGACUGGCCGGCUACGGCGGCAAUGGCGGCCAAAGCAACAAACAAGUGCAGCCCACGUUUGGUGUUUCUUUUGGGUUGCCCCAGCCUUCCCAUGGUGGUUACCCCAUCAAUCCUUUUAACUCAAAUCCUCUCCAGAACCCUUAUGGUCCAGCUUUAAACAGCGGCGGUCUUAACCUAGGCCUCGUUUCCGUUAAUCCGUUGCUAGCCGUACAAGUUACUAAAAAUGAUUACGGUGAAAAGAUAGUUAAACCCUUUGUAAACUUGCACGUAACACCUAAUGAACAUGUUGUCAAUAAAAUUGGCACGUUGUUCCAUGAGAAAAAACAAUAUUUAUUAAAUAAGCACGAACAUUAUCACCAUUUCAAUCCUCACCAUCAUGAGUAUUAUCACCAUAAACCUGCACUGCACUAUAGUCCCCACAUACCACACGGACCCCAUUACGAACCGCAUGGACCCCACUAUGGACCGCACGGACCUUCUUACGAACCCCAUUUCCCGCGCCCACCACAUAGUACUUUCGGGCCAACCUAUUCUCCCCACUAUGGUUAUGCUGAGGCCGGUUAUUUUAAACAAAAUCAAUUUAAUGCUCCGCCUACAGCGGCAGCUGGUGAUGAUGACUAUUAUGAUGAUGACAAUAUUAAUCAUAAUGAAGGGGCCGACUUCCAUAAUCCCUAUGAUAAUGGAUAUGACAGUUACGGGUUCGGAAGAACCGCCAAUGCUAGUGUUGAUAGAAUGCAAGGAAAAUAUGCAGGCCGCUAUGGAUACUCUCGUUCCCUUUCCCUUCCUAACGGUCCUGGGGCAAACCGGGGAAGCCAAACAGUCAGAUUUCCUGAGAAUAGAAAGAAGAGGGAAGUCACUGUUGAGCAAUCUAAAAGCGAAAGAAUCGAAGAGGUAACCCUUCCUCAUUCCUCCUCCAGUUUAUAAGAACACUGAAUAUUUACAAAUUA